UCCAAUUGCGGAUGCUCUUGCGCAAAUCGAGCAACCAACCUUAAUCCUUGGCAUCGAAAGCGACGGACUAUUUACCUUUGACGAGCAAAAAGAAUUGGCCAGUUACAUACCCAACGCACGAUUGCGAAAGAUAGACUCUCCAGAAGGACAUGAUGCAUUCUUACUUCAAUUCGAGCAAGUCAACCAACACAUCUUAGACUUUCUGCGAGAGGUCUUACCUGAUAUUAUGGAGGCUCCUGGAAAUACAGAUGUUGCUGCUGAGGAUGGAGUGGGUGCUGUAACGAAGAAUAGCACGUUUGGUGAAGCGGAGGUUGAGGAUAUGACCGCAUGCAAUCUCAACACCUUGAGCUCGAUCUCCUCGAUCGCAGCCGCACCACGCAGCUUGUACUGGAUGAAGACAACACUUCCAAUCACCGCUUCUUCCUCUCUCAUCUGGCGAUAUACAGACGAACCUUUCGGCCAACCUUUUCCCACGAGAUUUACAAUCGUACUUCACAUUUCCCAUACACGCGUCUUCUGUUCACGAUGUGUACCUUUACAACAUCCCACCACUCAUCCUGUAACUGCGUGGUCUCCCGCACCACUACUCCGUGCCCCGAGGCUUCCGAGCUUGCAGGCCCGGGGGCGUACCGCGGAUCUAUCUGUCCUGCUUUUGAGCAUGUUAAGGUCGUCCUCGACGAAGGUGAGGCGAAAUGUUACAAGCAUCGCGACGGAGAGCCUGCAGCCCAAAUGAUGGGUGGAAUGCCGGAGAGGAAGGGAAGUGUUGGUGAGGCUGGAGCUGGACUUGGAUCCGAUGUUAUGGGUCGAAGUUUGGAGAGGAAGGGUAGCCAAGAUGAGACUGGGGCUGGACUUGCUUUCUCCGUUCGCCCGGAGAAGAAGAGAAGCCAAGGUGAGGUUGGACUUGUACUCGGUAGGAAGGGAAGCAGGGCUGUCCGGGUCAAAGCCGGCAAGGUCAGGGAAAUGGUGAGGAAGUUUGAUGGAGCUGCUGUUCAAGAGGAGCCAGCGAGCGAGAUCAAUACUACUACGAAGGGAGCCCACAUGGAUAGCAAAAGGAAGGAGAUUGAGGGCAAGAUGAAUGAGAUGAAAGCCAAGGAUGGCAUGGCGACGAAGAUUAACAGAACUUCUGGACCAAGACACUCAAGUACGAAGGUCAGAGGAACUCCUAGCCAAGAUGAGGAACGCAAGAAGACAUAUGAAGGCAUUCUGCAGGCAUACAGCAGUUGGGAGAUUAAGAGAGCUUCAGGACCAAGGGAUGGCGAUGCGGCAAGCGUUCAAUCUCUGACCGAUUCUGAAUUCGACGAGAUCUUCGGCUUCAAGGACAUGACUCAAAGCACCAACGAAUUUCUUGACCACUACUCCGUCGCUCUUCAUUCGAUCUCACCUCUUGACCAAGAUACAGCCGAAGGAGAGGAUUCUUGCAUCGCUGACAUCGCCAAUCUGUUCAUCGAGUUCCUCGCUCCCAACUCCGCCGUUGCUGAGACCAUCUUACCUCUCGCUCAAGUCAACACCACAACCGAGCUCGAUCAAAUUCCCACCCAAGAAGAGUUCCCCAUUCAUGGCCCCCGCGUCUCACCCAUCGCUGGAGAAGAUUCCUACCUUGCCGGCCUCGCCGACCUCACCGACUUGGUCAUCGAGGCUCCCUCUCAUAAUCCCACUAUUCCUGAAACCAACUCAACUCUCACCCAAGCCUCCACCACAAUCGAGCUCGAUGAAGAUAAAAUCCCAGUCCAGGGAGAUUUCCAAAUCAAGGCCCCCCGGCUCUCAACUCUCGUACGCCAAUACUCUGGCCUCGUCGCCCCCACAGGCGAACUCGACGAGCCCUCAUUCCUAGAAGCCAACUUUAACCCAAUGUCCCGGUUCUCAACCGUUGUACGGCAAUAUUCCGACCUGGUCUCCCCAAUAACCGAUCUUGACAACGCUAUCCACGCAGCAAACAACUACUCCGCUUCCUCCCCCUCAACCGCCUCAUCCCCCAGCCAAUCACCAGACCCCGUUACCCCUUCCCACGAACACCUUGCCUAUCUGGACUCACCAUCCACUACACCGCUCCUCCUCCAAAUCCCCACGCAUAUCGGCCACAAAGCCAAGCUCUCCAAUGCCUCAUCGAGUUACCCCGACGACGAAGCUGCUCCCUGUAAAUAUCGGGGCAGCCAUUACCGCUUUUCUAACUACGACAACAACUCAUCUGAAGAUAUUCCUCCCCCUGGAUGCCACCCCCACCAUAAAUCCAAGCACUCUUACGCCUCGUCGACCUACUCUGACAACCCCGAGAACAAUAAUGAUCCGCCCCUCCUAAAAUACCACCACCAUACUAACCAAACUGAUUCCGGCUUCUCCUCGUCCUUUGACUCUGACCCGUUUUACAUUAGUACCUUCAACGCAACAUCCCCACCAGCAUUGACGCCGCAGACUUCGUUCGGUGAUGAUUUCAAUGGCCAAGAAACUGCAACCACCUCUACACCAAAUACGUUCACGCCACAAACCUCGUUCGGUACCGACGGGUCGAACGACGCAUAUCAAGAGUGGGAGUGGGAGGAUGAAGAAGUGGAAGACGAAAACGGAGAAAACGACGGCCGGCAGAGUUUGAUCAAAGACUAUAUUCCAAUCGAUGGGACGGUUUGGAACUGGGAUGGCAGCCGCUGGGUUGGACAACGGGAGGACGGUAGCUUUCUUUUUUAGGGUGAAGCAUGGAGAGAGUUUGCAUUUUGAGUGUAGAAGAAAGUGAAAGUGGAAAGAAGAUGUGGAGGUGUGUCUUCUA
Messenger RNA from Hyaloscypha bicolor E, 2758 nucleotides. RefSeq lists its product as uncharacterized. Lineage: Eukaryota; Fungi; Ascomycota; Leotiomycetes; Helotiales; Hyaloscyphaceae. The coding region runs from base 328 to 2679 and encodes 783 amino acids. The record is from RefSeq and is a predicted model, not a curated record. The transcript has 2 exons.